Molecule: messenger RNA, 1473 nt
Organism: Planococcus citri (citrus mealybug)
Lineage: Eukaryota; Metazoa; Arthropoda; Insecta; Hemiptera; Pseudococcidae
Exons: 6
Coding region: 464-1360 (298 amino acids)
Source: RefSeq, a predicted model, not a curated record
AAUUCGUAGGCGUAUCGCCGGCGGAUUCAGCAGUGUUUUUUUCAAAUUUUUUCAGCGCGAUUGUCGCGUUCGAUUCGCCGGCGGAUAGAACGCGAGUAUCGCGUUGAAAAUAUCACUGCUGAAUCCGCCGGCGAUACGCCUACGAUUUUCGCAACGAGUUUUUUCAUUUUUUUCACUGCGAUUUCCGCCGUCUAUUCGCCCGCGAUACGCCUACGAUUUUUGCAACGAGAUUUUUCAUUUUUUUCACUGCGAUUUCUGCCUUCUAUUCGCCGGCGAAUCGAACGCGAUUUUCGCGACCGCGAUUUCCGCCGGCGAUUCGCGUUCGGUGUGUUUACCGGGUACCUAUCUAACUAUUUAUUCUAGCUAUACCAGCUCAAUUAUUUCUUUUAUUGCGAAGUUCAAUUUGCCAGCAAUUCCAAGUAAGCUAGGUAGCGUUGAUUUCUAUGUGACUCAUUCUACAGAGAUGCGUUUUCUCGGAAUAUUGUUACUGUGCGUAGUAAGCUGCGCCGCUGGUAAUUUCGAUGUACCGUUGGAUUAUUCGAAAUCUAAAUCAGGCGAUUCCCGCUUAUUUCUGAAUAAAUAUCCCAUGUCAGAGGAUAAUCCAGAUCCGAUAAUAUUGGACACUUCAUCAGCUAAAACAGUUGACACAUUAUUACCAUUUAUUUUAAAUGGAAAAGCUACUGAGCCGGUGGAGGUCGUGAAUAACGGAGAAUCAGUUGACGUAUCAGUAAUAAAAAAACUACCAACUGGUGAUUCUUAUCUCACUGGAGGGGUUUUUGGUACGAAUAAAUAUCUAUACAAAAAAACGGUACAACUUUGGACCAACGAUACGACUGGAAAUGCUGGCACAAUGGUUGAUGGAGAAAGUUACCCUAUGAAUAUUGAAGGCAUGUUCUACAAUGAGAAAUACGGCUCGUUUGAAAAUGCACAAAAUAAAACUGAUGGCUUGGUGAAAUUACUUUUCCUCUUCAAAAUUUGCCCGACUCCAAACUUAUUAUUUGAAAUUACUUAUUCACGGAUAUUGCAAAAAGCGCGGAAGGAAGGAUCAAGGCCAAAAACCAUUCUGGGUGAUGUCAUUGCAUGGUUUGCUUCGAUUAUCCCUCCAACUCUUCCUACUUAUAUUUAUCCGGGUACAUACAUCGAUGACAUUACCGGUCAAAGGUCUGACGGUGUACCAGUUAUUCUUAUACCUAAUAUACCGUUAGAGAUGUGUUUUAGUGAAAAUCAGUUCAAAGAAACAUAUGGAUCAUUCAAGGAUUCCUCAGGACAACCUUUAACUAGAAUAAAAUCACCACAUUCUAGUAAUGGGCGUCCAAUUUUAAAAGCAGGAGGAUUGUUUUUGAAUAUUGUUCGACCGUAAUAAAUGUGCAGCUGUAUAUGAUUUCGAUUUUGGGAAGCAGUGUGUUAGGUACCUAUUUUUAAAGAUUUAUUUUCUUCAUAUAAUAACAUUAAAUUAAACUAAUGAGCAUUCUU